Messenger RNA from Elgaria multicarinata webbii, 2561 nucleotides. RefSeq names its product F-box protein 41 (gene FBXO41). The transcript is spliced from 12 exons. Gene Ontology annotation, molecular function: protein binding. Lineage: Eukaryota; Metazoa; Chordata; Lepidosauria; Squamata; Anguidae. The record is from RefSeq and is a predicted model, not a curated record. Bases 1 to 2451 code for a protein of 816 amino acids.
AUGGCCUCUCUGGACCUGCCGUACCGCUGUCCGCGCUGCGGGGAACACAAGCGUUUCCGGAGCCUGUCUUCGCUGCGGGCCCAUCUGGAGUACAACCACACGUACGAGACUCUCUAUGUCCUCUCCAAGACCAACAGCAUCUGCGAUGCCACCGUCUUCCCCCUGGCACCGGACGCCACCCUCCUGACGCCAGCCACCCGCCGGGACGUCUUCGAGAGCACUUCCUUCCAGGGCAAGGAGCAGCGCUACACCUGUGACCUCAUCGCCACGGACGAGCUGGAGCCGUCUUCCUCCACAGUGUCGUCCCGCUACGUCCACGAGAUCGAGAUCCCGCUGACCGAGAUCUUCACCCGGAAGGCCAUGACUUCGGCCACCACACCUCCCGCGGCCGCGGCCGCCGCGGUGGCCGCCGUAGACGCAGCUUAUGAGGAAGGCCUCACCCGUCUCAAGAUCCGGGCUUUUGAGAAGCUAGAGGUGGACAAGCGCCUGGAGAAACUGACAGAAGAAGUCGAACAGAAGAUCGCCUCCCAAGUCGGCCGGCUCCAAGUGGAGUUAGACCGGAAGAGCUCGGAGCUGGAGAAGGCCAAGCAAGAGAGCCUCCGGCUCAGCCGGGAGAAGCAAGAGCUGGAGGACCGGGCGGUGGAACUCUCCCGCCAGGUGGACGUGAGCGUAGAGAUGUUGGCUUCCCUCAAGCAAGACCUGGUGCAGAAAGAGCAGGAGCUGACACGGAAGCAGCAGGAGGUGAUCCAGAUCGACCAGUUCCUGAAGGAGACGGCUGCCCGCGAAGCCAACGCCAAAAUGCGGCUCCAGCAGUUCAUCGAGGAACUUCUGGACCGAGCAGACCGAGCAGAGAAGCAGCUGCAAAUCAUCAGCAGCAGUUGCGGGACCACGCCGAACUGCAGCCUUGGGAGGUGCAGCGUACCAGGAACCAAAAGCAGCGGCAGACCGAGAGACAGGCACUCAGUCCCUGGAGCAACGGCACACAAUUCCUAUGCUGUUUCCAACCAAAGGUCAUCUUCCAGCACUGGGGCCUCUAGCCGUGCCAAAGCAGUCUCCCAGAGCUCAGGCUGCUAUGACAGCGACAGCCCUGAACUCUACCACGGGGACGAGAACGCGGACGGACAGCCCUACCAGGGCGGGCAGAACCGAGGCUCGGACAGUGGUGCGGAGAGGUCUGGAGGGGCCCGGGGCCCAGGCCUGCGAAGGCAGGCGAUCCAGAACUGGCACCGCAGGCCAUAUCGCAACAGCACUGAAGGAGAAGAAGGAGACAUCUCCGACGUCGGCUCCAGAACCACUGAGUCGGAAGCCGAGAUGUGGGAGACAGAGCCCAGGGUCUCCUCUGAGGUCCAGCAGGCAAACUUCUCCAGACCUGGAAACAGCUCCCGGCUGCCAGCCAGGUCUGAUGGAGGGAAGGCCGGCAGGCCGGAGAGGGGCAGCCCGUCCCGCUCCAACGAGGUCAUCAGCCCCGAGAUCCUCAAGAUGCGUGCCGCGCUCUUCUGCAUCUUCACAUACCUCGACACCAAGACCUUGCUAAGGGCGGCCGAGGUUUGCAAGGACUGGAAAUUCGUGGCCAGGCACCCUGCCGUCUGGACCCGGGUGCUGCUGGAAAACGCCAGGGUCUCCUCAAAGUUCCUGGUCAUGCUGUCGCAGUGGUGCACCCAAACGCACUCCCUCACCCUCCAGAAUCUCAAGCCCCGGCAACGGGGGAAGAAAGAGACCAAGGAGGAUUAUAUGAAAAGCACACGGGGCUGCCUCGAGGCCGGACUUGAGUCCUUAUUAAAGGCCACCGGGAGUAACCUCUUGAUUCUCCGAAUUUCUCACUGCCCCAACAUCUUGACGGAUCGUUCCCUCUGGCUGGCCAGCUGCUACUGCCGAGCGCUCCAAGCUGUCACCUACCGGAGCUCUACCGAUCCUGUGGGCCAUGAGGUCAUCUGGGCAUUGGGCGCAGGCUGCCGAGACAUCAUCUCCCUACAGGUGGCGCCACUGCACCCUUGCCAGCAACCAACCCGCUUCAGCAACCGCUGUCUGCAAAUGAUUGGCCGGUGCUGGCCGCAUUUAAGAGCGCUGGGCGUCGGUGGGGCAGGCUGUGGCAUGCAGGGACUGGCUUCAUUAGCCCGGAACUGCAUGCGUUUGCAAGUGCUGGAGCUGGAUCACGUGACAGAGGUGAACCAGGAAGUGGCGGCCGAGGUGUGCCGCGAAGGCCUGAAGGGCUUAGAGAUGUUGGUCCUGACCUCCACACCGGUCACCCCAAAAGCCUUGCUCCAUUUCAACAGCGUUUGUCGGAACCUGAAGUCCAUUGUGGUGCAAGUCGGAAUUGCUGACUACUUUAAGGAACCGAACAGUUCCGAAGCCAGGAAGAUGUUUGAGGAAAUGGUUAACAAACUCCAGGCCCUGAAGAAAAGGCCCGGUUUUUCAAAGAUUUUACACAUAAAGGUGGAAGCAGGUUGUUAACCCUUGCAGGAGAGAAGAAAAGGAAUCACAGCUUACAUCUUCUGUCCGCCUGUUACUAAAGACACCCCAGAGCCAGAACCAGCAGCCUGCAAGCCUCCGUUCUCUGGACC